This is a messenger RNA of Mizuhopecten yessoensis (Yesso scallop), 7304 nucleotides long. RefSeq names its product protein FAM92A-like. Gene Ontology annotation, biological process: cilium assembly. Gene Ontology annotation, cellular component: ciliary basal body; ciliary transition zone. The transcript is spliced from 11 exons. Bases 70 to 1071 code for a protein of 333 amino acids. The record is from RefSeq and is a predicted model, not a curated record. NCBI's taxonomy places the organism in Eukaryota, Metazoa, Mollusca, Bivalvia, Pectinida, Pectinidae.
AUUAGAUAAGGGAAUGUUUGGAUUGUUUUCAGGACAACCGACUCAUCAUCUCUUCAGCAACAUUUCAGAAUGAGCCGUCCAAACGCAUCUUCUUCGAACAGUGGAUUAUCACUAACGAUGACCUCAUCAGAGAAACAGGUGGAGAUCCAGGCAAAGUUUUGUCAAAAUCGAGUUACUCAGACAGAAAAGCACCUUGGUCUGUUAUGCGAGACAAUCGGCUCUAUGAACAGAAAAUCAGCUAGAAUGAGAGACAAAGGUGAUAUCCUGGCAAAGCAGUUGAUCGAGUACGCAAAAACAGAAGACACAAGUCACUCCCUGAAGAACGGCUUGUUACACUUCUCAGAAAACUUGUCAGCAAUUCAAGAUUACAGACAAGCUGGUAUUCAGCGAGUCGAAACCAAAGUGUUACGUCCUCUUAGUGAUUAUGGAAAUAUAUGUAAACAGGUCAAGUCAGGGGUGAAGACAGAACUGACAGCGAUAAAGAAGGAACAGAAAACAGUACAACAGCUCCAAAAAGUGCGAACGAAAAAUCCUGCCGAUGCUCAUCAAAUUAGCCGGGCGGAGACAGAAGUACAGAAGGCCUCUGCGGAUGCAUCUAUAGGAAGUAAAGCUCUCGAGACGCAGCUUGAUUUAUUUGAGAAAAAUCGAAUACACGAUCUCAAGAAUAUCAUGAUAGACUUUGUGAACGUUGAGAUGAUGUUUCAUGCCCGAGCUUUGGAGUUCUACUCCAAGUGUUUUGAGAGUCUAGCGUUGGUGGACGAGGAACGAGAUUUAGACGAAUUCCGACGAAAGUUGCGGCUUUCUAAAGGCAUGAGCCAGGAGCAAUACAACCAGACAAUGGACAGUAUCGGGACGGGCACGUCCUCCGGAAUGUCCACCACAAUAGCCAGUGGGUCAAUGGAAACUGACACAUUUGGGGACACUUAUGGCGACUCAUCGAUGUCUGGGUCCGGGUCUCAUCGACGAGUACGCAUCAACACCAGAGGGUCAGCUAUGUACGGUGAUGAUGACGAUGAUGACGACGAUGAUGAUGACGAUGAUUAUGAAGAUGAACUAUCAACGCGACGAUGAAAAUAUAUACCUAGUAGAAAUAGUCACAGUUUUAAUAUUAUUAACUUAUUUUUCAUAUCAUCGAAAAUGAAUCUCUUUUCACAUAAUGAAUUGCAUACUUCUGAUAAAAAAAAAGGAUAAAAUAAUCCACCAAUUUUCCUUGCCUCGAAUAAGCUCAAUAAUUUUUUUCUACAUUUCUUUCUCUUGACAUUCCACAAACAGGGUCCAUCAUAUUCCAGGUUUGGCAGUAAAAAACUUUGCACUGGCAGGAAAAAAGGGAAUUUAUAUAUAAACAGCUCAAGAAAGAAAAUUUGAAUUCAAAAGACCAGAAAAUCGGGUACUAGUAUUCAGUGCUUUAAAUCACAAGAUUUUCAAGAUAGUGCUUCAAAUAGCUGUUUAAUAAAUAGGAGUCCAAUUUACAUAAGAAGCACUAUUUAAGAUAUUUCUCCCACUAUAUGUACAGUAAAACCUGUAUCAAGAUCUAGAGGCCACCUGGUAGAAAUCCAGAAAGUGGUCUUCAAAUGUAGAUGGUCCCUUUUAACAGGUUCAAUUCACAAUGAAAUCACUACAAUUUCGGAACAUUAUAAGUGGUCUCUUAACACAGGUGGUCUCUUAACACAGGUGGUCUCUUAAUUGAGGUGGUCACAGGAGAAGGUCUGACAGAAUCUGAAAUGAAAAACUUCAUUUAAUAUCUUAAAACUUGAAUGUCACUGUGUCUUUAACAGGAAACUUGAGCUUCAGUUUAGGUAAUUAUUUGGCCUUCAACUUGAACACUUCACAUAGAAGGUUAUUGCAUGUCAGCUAGGUUUUGCUGUUGUUUCCCACAGAAUCUGCCAGUGUUGUCAUUUAGGUAUACGUUGUUGUGAAGGUUAGUAGUUUUAUACUAAAUUAUGAUGGUGCCUAGUAAUAUUUGAAGCUUUGUGUGAUAAACAAUUGUGAUUAAGUAGAAUAUGUAGUUGAUUCCCAAUUCAACAGUCCCGUCUACAGUGAAUGGGUAUAUAUGAUUAAUAUGGAACACAGGUACAGCUUGGAAUUAGAUAUUUUCAAUGUACAAUAAAACCUGUAUCAAGAAACCUACCCUGGGAAAUCCAGAAAAUGAUCUCUCAAGGAAGGUGGCCCUUAAAACAGGUUCAACUCAAUGAAUCACAACAAUAGAGAACAUUAAAAGUGGCCUCUUAACACAGGUGGUUUCAUAAUGGAGAUGUUUGCAUGAGCAGGUUUAACUGUAUCAUUGAAAAUUUUAGCUGAGAAAACAGAUAUUUUCAAAUGUCAAUAUAUAGCUGGGAGAUAGAUGCUAGUGUUGUGGGAUGUCAGUGCAUCAUUGACUAUCCUAGCUGGGACAGAUACUGUGUAUACAUUGGAUUUAUCUGGCUACUAAUAGUUCAGUAAACAUUACAGAUAAUGAUACAUUUCUUAUCUAAAUGACAAUACAUUUAUAAAGAUUUCUGCUUUCAUGGUUUAUUGAAGAGUAUGAAAUUUCAGCUUUAUAUUAGUCAAUAAAAAAUAUAUAAAAAUAUAAAAUGUGUUAUUAAACAAGGUAGAGCAUGGGUAUUUCAUUUUGCUUGUGUUUUAAUUUCAUAAUUUCCCAAUGUGUUUUUUUUAUGUUUUUAGUUAUGUUCAUAUUGAUAUUUUUCACUGAUACUCAUUUUGAUUUGUUUCCUUAAUCUCGUAGUUUACUGGUACAUACUAAAAUAACAUGCUAGUAAUUUAGAAAAAAAAAUACGCAAAACAUAUUUGCAUUUAUCAUGUAGAGUUUGGAUUUUCUACUAAAACCAUAGAUAAUUAGUUUCAUGUUUGAUAAUAUAUUUUGAAGACAAAUUAUUUGGUCAUACCCAUCGAUCGUACUUUGACUUCAGGGAAUUGUAGCUUGACCCUGCUCUUCCUUCUCUUUGAAAUCCAUGGGCUUCACUCUUGUUGUUGCAUAUUUCUUCCUCUGAUGAUCUCCCGACAGAAUCAAACACAGAAUCAAACACUCGAUAAGCGUCAUCUUCCAGACAACAGAGUGGGUUAAUCUGAAAACAGAAUCCUGCAUACCUGUGAUUUGUGAAAUCGUAAAAUUUACUGGCUUUGAUCUCGGAGUGUAGCUCUUUGAUGAUAUUUACAGUCGGAGUACGGCUGUCUGUCAUCCUUGUGAUUCGUCAGUUUACGAUAUCUGGAAUUAAGCAAAUACAAAAAUAUAGCUAUUUCCUGGGUUCUAGAUAUCAUACACUUCGAUUCUGUCAUGAGGAAUCCCAGGGUUGCAAAAAUUAUGUGUAUAUCAAAAGAAUAAUCCUUUGAUCUGAAGAUGUUACUUCCUAUGGUUCACAGAUAGAAGUAUAUCAUACAUAUAUACUGUAGAGAAGGGAGAUAAUGCUACAGUUUCCUGGGUUAGAUCCUUCAGAAAGAAGUAGAUAGGAUAAGAGGCUAUAUGUCAUAUGUCAUCAAUUCAUUUUCUCAGAAAUUGAUGAUUUUUUUUGUGUCUGGAUAUAAAUAAAUGCAAACUGAAGUAUUUUGUGUGGGCUGGCCAUCUUGUAAAAUUUCAGAUGUGUUCUAUAAGUGUGUAUGUGCACUUUUUAAAACUGAUAUCAAAUAUAUGUCAAUUUGUACAAAAUGAUAACAAAAUAUUGAGGGUUAACUACAAACUAUGGUAAUUCUGACGGCAUAGUUAGAAAUGCAUGAACUUUUUGACACAGUUUGAUAUUUGUGAUACAAUUUUUUUUUUCAUAUUUCCGAUUAUUUUCCAAAGUAUAUUUAAAAUUGUGGAUAAGAAACACGUUAUAUUUCGGUGAAAAUAUGGAGCGGUGUAAAGCCCAUAUCCAAGCUGCUCCUUUAACCAAAUCAUAGGAAGUUCUUUCAUAGCAAAUAUCAAAGGCAUAUUUGAUACAUUUAAUUUAUUUUAAUACCUUUUCUUGUUCUUUUGACGAGAAAUCCGUCCAUACACGUUGACAGGGUUCAACCAUUUUUGAACCGAUGUAUCUUUACAAAAGAUUUGAUAUUUUGUUGAUGUUGAUCAUAAUAGUUCUUGCAUUCCAAAUCUGUGAAUGGAGUCGGAAGUGAUUCCGUGUGACCUUUGACCCAUCUUCUCUGACUAACCAUAACAUUCUGAUUGAUUGAUGAGUAUGUAUGUGUAUACAAUGUAGUAAACUUACUGACUAUCAGUUCACUUCAAAUGCCCACAAAACAUACGAAACCUUUUCAGAUUUUUUGUUUCAAUUUAUAAAAUUGUGACUUCUUGAUAUUAAUCGAAAAAAAGUUGUUUAUGGCAUUGUAUGGAACAAAAUGUGUCCAUUUGUGUAUACAUAUCCUUUCAGUAAAAUGAAAACUCAUUUUUUUUUUUAAACAAGUUUAAUCACAAAAAAAUCCAUUGAUAUAUAUAUUUAUUGAUAUUUACAUCAAACGUGGAUACAAAUUGCAUACAUAAAAAAAUAGAAUCCAGUACUUUGGAGUGAACAAUUUUGAAACAAACAGUGGUUCUAGUCAGUGGUAAUUGUCGUAAAUUGUCACUAUGUUUUUAAUCCAGUUAUAACGGUUUUAUUCCUUUAAAGUUUAUUGAUAAUUAUCAAUACAAUUUUACACCUAUCUGUGAUAGUUGUUUUAUUGGCACUAACGAUUCUUCAUGUCGGUAUCAUAAUUAAUUUUAUUGUUUUGUGAUGAUCUAAAUAAAACACUAAGUCUUAUAUAUAAUGUAAUAUAUAUAUAUACUUUAUAAUUGUGAUAAAAUGUUGAAAAACAUAAUGAUAUUAUGAUGUCACACUCUUAAUUGUAAAAGUCUCAGGUAAAAACUACAGUCCUGUUAAUACAAGUUUUUAUUGUCGUUGAGCUGAAAUUUUUGAAUGUUUCAAAGUUCAUAUUUGUCAAAGAAUGAAAAAAACUUUCCUUGAAAAUACAUCUGUAAACAUUAUGUAGGAAAGGUUAUUGUAUAUCAUAAAAUGUCCUUUGCAGUGUAACUUGAACCAUGUUCACUCUCCAAACGAAUGUAGAGUGACAGCGAGUAGUGCAAAACGUUGUUUUGGUAGUUCUGGUAAGGUACUGCGGUGGCCAAGUGGUUAGGCGUCUGACAUUCUGCUUCUACUAGCCCUCCACCAUUGUGUUGUGGGUUCGAGACCUACGUGGGGCAGUUGCCAGAAACUGACCGUAGGUCGUUGUUUUUUCUCCGGGAACUCCGGCUUUCUUCUACCACCAAAACCUGGCACGUCCUUAAAUGACCAUAGCUGUUAAUAGGACGUAAAACACAAACAAACCAAAUGGUUCUGGUAUUUGUUACUGUCUCUGAUACAUGUGUACGUUGAAGGUCUGCUCAUGAAUUAAUGUUUUGAUUAAAAUAGCGAGAAUUAACGAAAUAGGAUCGGUUUAAAUUUUACAAUUAUAUGUCACUAUACUUAUGAAGCUUGAUAUACGUAGCUAUAGUGUAUAAAAUCCCAUUUAUUGAUUAACCCAUUAAUUAUUGCACUAAUUAAAAUAGUAAUGUAUUUUAUAUUACAUUAAUUGACACAAAAUGUUAAUGGAACUCUGUCUCACUUAUUCAGAACUUUUAGGCUAACUGACACUUUUGUGUAUGGAAUAUAUAAAGAUUAUAUAUGAUACUAAUUAUAUUUAAUAACUUGUAUAAAUGUACUUUCUUUCAACAAUGUCGAAAAGUUCAUAUUAAUAGGUAUCACAAAAAUGUCAAUUUGGUGUAUACUUUUGUAAGUAUGCAUUUAGUUGCACUGAUGUACAUCUUAUUUAAGUACAAUACUGUAAGGCGGCAAGAAAGUUGACAAUUUUUUUUCUACGGGUAAGUGAUGAUCUAAAUUGCCUGAAAUUUCAUAUUGCAUAAUUACUAUUUAUCUACUUCAAACUAUAUAUUCAAUUUAGCUUAUUUGAUAUAAUUGGGUGAUAAUCCUACAUAUAUCACUAACGUUAAACGUUAAAUUUUGGUGAUAAUAAUUUGGGCCCGCCAAAUCGUCAAAAUGAGAUCUAACCAAAAUAAUCCGCUUUAUGUUAUAGUACUGUUGUCUUUCUUUAGUAUGCUAAAAAGAAACCAACUUUGUGAUUUUACUUGUACAGUCACUCAGUUUAUGUUCUUCCACCAUAAAACAUCCCUCCCAGAAAUCCAUACGCGGAGGCACCAAAAUGCACUCUGGGAUAAUUGUAAAAGUCAACGUUCGUGUGUUACUAUAUAUAGCAGCUGGUGUAGACACAUAACCGACACUGCCCACUAUGUUAAUUACGUCCCACCAAUGUUGCUAAACUGUGUGUAAUUUCAGUAGAAAAUUGUUCGUUGGUUGUGUUGUAUGGUGACUCCCGGGGUUUCGUUUGGGCAUUUAUACAACAUAGUUUUUGUGCUUUGUACUAUUAAAGUGGCAAAAAGGUAUAUGAGGAUCGUCGCUGGAAUAAGUUGAUUUUAAAGAUGAUCUCAUAAGAGGCUUCCACAUGACAUCAUUAAUUAAUUACCGUAUUUUACUGAUGAUUAAUAAGACCGUGGUCGAUAUUCAGGACGAUCCAACUAUUCUGUUCAUUUUCCAAAAAUAUAAGGGAGACAAGUGUUCUAGCUGAUAAAUUUAAGGAAUAAGACCACACAAUGACAUCCCAAGUAUGGCUCAGGUUUCUUCCAGUGAUUGUUAACGCUUUAUGUCACUUUUCAGCGACGUAACAAGGAACCGUAUUGGUCAGUACAAAGAUAUCAUGAAAGUAAAACGACGGUAACCUUACCAAACGUGACAUCAUAAUGAAUGUGGAAUGUGACAUCAGUAUGACGUCAGACUGGCCUAAAUUGGGAGAUUUUGUGAAAACUUUGGUUUCAUAUAAAAUCAAAAUUAAAAUAGGGAUAAAACGUAAAAUGUCAUGUCGUUUAAAAUUCUGUGUUAAUUUAGCUAGAAUGUUGUAUAUUUGCAACGAUAAGAAACUGUUUUUUAGAUUUGUUAGUAAUAAUUGGAGCAUUCUUCAUCUCAAUGCUCGCUCCGUAAUUUCUUCAAACCUACUUCAAUCGUUCAAUACGGUACUUACCAGUACACAUCGGUACUUCUUCGAGGACCAAACGCCAUGACGAUAUAUUCUGAAGAUUUUUUUUCUCUUCAAUUAUCAUGUGAUCAUUUUACAUUGUGCCAAUGGCAAAGCUUGUAGAACUUGUCGAACAUGCUUUUUAGGUAAUGAGAAAUGAACGAUAGAAAUCCUGUAGAAUGGACUAUAAAAUUGCUACAGUGUAUCCAUGUCUAUUGAUAACGUCUGUGGUAGUGAUGGUAUAUUUGUUUUAUCAUGUCGUUAGCAAAGAAAAUAAAUUACUUGUACCCACGUGA